Messenger RNA from Leguminivora glycinivorella, 1633 nucleotides. RefSeq lists its product as uncharacterized. Lineage: Eukaryota; Metazoa; Arthropoda; Insecta; Lepidoptera; Tortricidae. The transcript has 2 exons. Bases 48 to 659 code for a protein of 203 amino acids. The record is from RefSeq and is a predicted model, not a curated record.
ACGUUCCUUUUUCAAAAGCCCCAACUCUAAAUCCGGAAAUCGCCGCCAUGCUGACCGAGGCAUCCAGAAACCGGGAUAAUCGCAUUCUCGCCAAACAGGAGCAGAUAGGAAAAGCUCUUUCUGGUCUAGGCAAGGCUAUGACCUCCCUUUUGAAAAAGGAUCCUAAUAUAGCUGAAGCUAUACGUAUGUUAAGUGACGUCGGAAAAUUAGUUGCCGACGCGCACUUUGCCGAAACAGAAACUCGUCGGUCGGUCAUAAUUCCGCUGGUCGAUAAAUCGCUCAUCGAGCCCUUUAAAGAUAGGAAAAGGGAUAGUUUUUUAUUCGGCGAAAAGCUGGGCGAGUUAGUUAAGAACUCCCGCGGUAUCAAGAAAACUGGGCAGUUGAUUCAAGCAGCCCCUACAGGAGCUGUUUCAAGCUCCGUUUUAAACUGGAGGCCCCCACCGCCACGCCCGCGCCUGCAGCGCGGCGGCCAGCUGCCGUAUCCCGGCCGCGGCGGGGGGCACCGCGGGUACUACCACUACCAACCCCGGCGCCGAGCGCCGCCAGCCCAGAACACGACCUCCCGGCGCCAGGCGCAGCAUCCGCCGCCGGCGCCUCCGCCGCCGAAGCGACAAGCAGCCCAGGCAGCGCGUCCGCCGGCCAACCAGCCACAAUCAUAGACCCACAGAUUAACUCACCCGCUGCACCGGCACCUUACCCUGGCAGCGAGCGUGUUAUCAGGGAAAGCUUUAUCAGAAGAGGGGUACCAGAGUCGGCCUUAAAUGUCUUACUUUCCUCAAUCACACAGAGUACUAAGUCGCAGUACUCCUCUAGUCUGAAACUUUGGUGGCAAUAUUGUGAACAAAAUAACGUAGAUUUUUAUAAUGUCGAAGUUGCGCCAUUGUUAGAUUUUUUGUCCAAAUGUUUUGAAAGCGGAUCAUGCUAUGGUACGUUAAAUAAUCAUAGAUCCGCUUUGUCCUUGAUCUCAUCAAAUAAUAUAAGUCAAGACGAGAGUGUUCGAAGGUUCUUUCGAGGAGUUUUCAAACUAAAACCAUCUUUCCCUCGUUAUAAUGUCACAUGGAACCCUAGUACGGUAUUAGAUUAUUUAGAUUCAUUAUCAAAUGAUACAAUCGAUUUAGAAAACUUAAGUAAAAAACUAGUUAUGCUUCUUGCUUUGGCUACUGCCCAGAGAAUCCAAACUUUGUCUUUGAUUAAAAUUUCAAAUAUUACUUUUUAUAAUGAUAAGAUUGUGAUUAUCAUCACAGACUUAAUUAAAACAUCGAGAAUCGGCCGAGCACAACCUGUAAUAGAGCUGUCAUUUUUUAAUCAAAGGCCAGGUAUAUGCCCGUGUGCUACGCUACAAAAAUAUAUCGCACUAACUGCAAUCCAUAGGUUGAAUGAAGAUAAACUCUUGCUUACGUAUAAGAAACCUUACAGACCUGUUUCAUCCCAAACUAUUGGGCGGUGGAUCAAACAGGUCCUGCAGGAGAGUGGCAUUGAUAUUAGUAUUUUCGGCGCUCACUCCACGCGCCAUGCCACAACCUCCGCGGCCUCACGGGCUGGCGUUAGCAUUGACGUUAUCAGAAAAGCAGCUGGCUGGUCCAACCAAUCAACUGUCUUUGCUAAUUUCUAUAAUAGACCAGUGAUUGAUGGU